Anisakis simplex (herring worm) is the source of this 282-nucleotide messenger RNA. NCBI's taxonomy places the organism in Eukaryota, Metazoa, Nematoda, Chromadorea, Rhabditida, Anisakidae. The record is from the annotation of a GenBank genome assembly.
AUGGUAAAAGAGAAGAAGUUUUACGAAAUUCUUGGUGUGGAGCCGUCGGCAACCGAAAGUGAACUAAAGAAAGCGUAUCGAAAGUUAGCACUCAAAUAUCAUCCUGAUAAAAAUCCAAGUGAAGGCGAACGUUUCAAGGCAAUAUCACAAGCUUACGAGGUGUUAUCAGAUCCAAAGAAACGGCAAAUCUAUGAUGAGGGUGGCGAGGAAGCACUCAGCGGCGCCGGUGGCGGAGAGAGUUUCCACAAUCCGAUGGAUAUAUUUGAUAUGUUCUUUGGAGGU